AUGAAUUUAGCAAAUUGUAAAGAUAAACACCCAAAUUUAUUAUUCGCCAAUUUUAAUCAAGAUUAUAGCUGCUUUGCAUGUGGUACAGAGAAAGGAUUUCUUAUAUUUUCAUGUGACCCAUUUAAAGAAAGAUUUGGUAGAGUAUUCGAUGGUGGUGUUGGUAUUGUUGAGAUGUUAUUCAGAUGUAAUAUUUUAGCAAUUGUAGGUGGUGGUAAAAAACCAAGAUACACACCAAAUCAAGUUAUGAUAUGGGAUGAUUAUCAAAAUAAAUGUAUUGCAAAAUUAGAAUUUAAAUCAGAAGUUAAAGCAGUUAAAUUAAGAAGAGACAGAAUUGUAGUUGUACUUGAAAAUAAAGUUUAUCUUUAUAAUUUUUCAGAUUUACAAUUAGUUCAUCAAUUAGAGACAACAAAUAAUCCAAAAGGUAUUUGUGCAAUUUGUCCAGGUACAGUAAAUGUUUUAGCAUGUCCUGGUUUGAAACCAGGUUAUGUUCAUGUUGAAUUAUAUGACUUAAAACAAACACAAAUCAUUCCAGCACACGAAGGUGCACUCUCUCAAAUUGCACUCAAUAAAGAUGGUACCCUUUUGGCAACUGCCUCUGAAAAAGGUACUUUAAUUCGUAUUUUUGAUACAGCUACAGGUGAAAAAGUUAAAGAGUUGAGACGUGGUACCAAUAGAGCAGAGAUUUAUAGUAUUGCAUUCAAUAACGAUUCAACUGCAUUAUGCGUUUCAAGUGAUAAAAAUACUGGUCAUAUUUUCGAUUUAUCAAUGGCUAAACCAUCACCAAAAGAAGAAGAUACACAACAAAAAAAUAGACAAUCAACAUUUUCAUUUAUGGGUGAUAUAUUACCAACAAAUUAUUUUAAAUCUGAAUGGAGUGCUGUACAAUUUCAAAUCCCAGAAUCAAGAUCAAUUUGUGCAUUUGGUUCUACACCAAAUUCAAUCAAUGUAAUUUGUGCCUCUGGUAUCUGUUAUAAAUAUACCUAUGAUUUUUCAAAAGGUGAAUGUAAAAGAGAAGAAAAUCCUCAUCAAUUCAUUGAAAAUGAAGAAUCUUAA
Molecule: messenger RNA, 1053 nt
Organism: Dictyostelium discoideum AX4
Lineage: Eukaryota; Evosea; Eumycetozoa; Dictyosteliales; Dictyosteliaceae
Gene: wdr45l
Product: WD repeat domain phosphoinositide-interacting protein 3
Exons: 3
Coding region: 1-1053 (350 amino acids)
Cellular component (GO): cytoplasm
Source: RefSeq, a predicted model, not a curated record